AUGGUACCCAUUCCACGAGCUUGUCGUCUUGUCGGCCUCUAUGGCCGUCGAAGCUACUCGACGGCCCCGAGCCCGUCAACCCGCCUGAACCUCCCAAUAGACUACAAAUCGACGCCUCUCCUUCACCACACCCCAUCCUCCCUCGCGAACUCCCUGAACCUCCCACCCUCCAGUACGUCCAAGUCAAUGAACCUCUAUACAGCAAUCAACGCCGCACUCCGCACCGCCCUUUCCAAAUCGGACAAGGUCAUGCUCUUCGGCGAGGAUGUCGCUUUCGGCGGCGUGUUCCGGUGCUCGAUGGAUCUGCAGACGGAAUUUGGAUCAGAGAGAGUCUUCAACACACCACUGACAGAACAAGGGAUUAUUGGUUUUGCGAUCGGGGCCGCGGCAGAGGGGAUGAAACCCGUUGCGGAGAUCCAGUUCGCAGACUACGUCUUUCCUGCGUUCGAUCAGAUUGUCAAUGAGGCGGCGAAGUUUCGGUAUCGGGAAGGAGCGACGGGGGGGAAUGCUGGUGGGCUAGUAAUUAGAAUGCCUUGUGGUGCUGUAGGACACGGAGCUUUGUACCACUCGCAAUCGCCCGAGGCGCUCUUUGCUCACAUUCCCGGUCUCCAAGUUGUUAUCCCCCGUUCACCGUCACAAGCCAAGGGUCUUCUCCUUGCGUCAAUCUUCGAAAGCAAAAACCCAGUUGUGUUUAUGGAGCCGAAGGUGCUCUAUCGGGCGGCAGUGGAACACGUCCCUAGUGAAUACUACACGAUCCCUCUUAACAAGGCGGAGGUGAUCAAACCCGGCAAUGAUGUUACUAUCAUUUCGUAUGGACAACCAUUAUAUCUCUGCUCGGCAGCCAUAGCGGCCGCCGAGAAGAAUCUAGGCGCAAGCGUCGAGCUUAUUGACUUACGGACCAUUUACCCUUGGGACCGACAGACUGUGCUGGACAGCGUCAACAAGACGGGACGGGCUAUUGUCGUGCAUGAGAGUAUGGUGAACUUUGGUGUCGGUGCCGAAGUCGCUGCUACUAUCCAAACUGGCGCGUUCUUGAGACUGGAAGCUCCAGUUCAACGAGUGGCAGGAUGGAGCACGCAUACCGGGUUGACAUACGAGAAGCUGAUUCUUCCUGAUGUUACAAGGAUCUAUGACGCGAUUAAGCGAACACUUGAGUAUUGA
Messenger RNA from Aspergillus nidulans FGSC A4, 1161 nucleotides. RefSeq lists its product as uncharacterized. Gene Ontology annotation, molecular function: branched-chain 2-oxo acid dehydrogenase activity. NCBI's taxonomy places the organism in Eukaryota, Fungi, Ascomycota, Eurotiomycetes, Eurotiales, Aspergillaceae. The coding region runs from base 1 to 1161 and encodes 386 amino acids. The transcript is spliced from 3 exons. The record is from RefSeq and is a predicted model, not a curated record.